AAAACCCAAACCCAGCAUUACUCACACCACAUCAGGGUCACCUGAAAUUAGUAUAACAAGCUAAAAAGAAUGACUUAUGAUGAGGGCUCAUUUGAGGACGGGGGUCUUUUCUAUGGCUUUGAUAACUACUCAGAAUUGCUGGAGAGUCCUGACAACAGUAGCAGUGAUACUGAGUACACCUGUCAUGACGGAGCAGGUCUCCAGCUGUUUCAUACUGUGUUCCAACCCCUGGUCUACAGUCUGGUGUUCUUCCUGGGGCUGACAGGUAACGGGCUGAUGUUAACGGUGCUGCUGAAACGCCGCGGCCUCCUGCGGAUCACAGAGAUCUAUCUGUUACACCUGGGCCUGGCUGAUCUGAUGCUGCUUGCCACCUUCCCCUUCGCACUGGCACAGGUGUCCUUGGGGGUGGUGUUCGGAGACGUCCUGUGUAAACUGAUUGGGCUGAUGAACCGACUCAACUUCCUUUGUGGGAGUCUCCUCCUGGCAUGUAUCGGCUUCGACCGUUACCUGGCCAUCGUGCAUGCCAUCACCAGCCUCCAGAGCCGACGCCCCAGGAACGUACACCUCACCUGCCUGGCACUGUGGCUCGUCUGUCUGGCCUUGUCUGCUCCCAAUGCUGUGUUCCUGUCUGUAGGGGAGAGUCCCAUAGACCCGACUCAGCUCUCAUGCUUCUUCCACAGUCACGGUCUCCAUGCAAACAACUGGGAUCUGACGGAGCGGCUCCUGACCCACGUGCUGUGUUUCUUCCUGCCUCUCGGGGUCAUGACCUACUGCUACGCUGCGGUGGCGGUCACCCUGCACCAUAGCCAGAGAGGUCAGCGCAGCCUGGAGAAAGAGGGCGCCAUCAGGCUGGCUGCACUACUCACUGCUGUGUUCUGCAUGUGCUGGCUGCCCUACAACAUCACCAUGCUGGUGAAGACCCUGGUGGAUCGGGUGGACUCUGGUAUGAGCUGCCAGUCCCGGACUAGUUUGGAUAAGGCCUUGGUGGUGACAGAGAGCCUGGGCUACACACACUGCUGCCUCAACCCGUUGCUGUACGCCUUCACUGGGGUACGGUUUCGACAGGAUCUCCUGAGACUGCUGGCCCACUGAGUCUGCGGUAAAGGGGUGAACUCCGAGGGGACGGGAGUAAGACGCCAGCGUGGUUCUCUAAAGGACUCACCACCAUGUUGACCACCAGAUUGUUACAACUAAGGUGAAAAGGUGUCUUAUUACACCGCGUUUCUUUAAAAGGAUACGGACGGUUCAUUCUGAUCUUUGAAUUAAUUAUGACUAAAACUAUUGUAUUUUCAGCUUACAAAUUAAUUUUACUGUUUUACUGUUACAACUAAGAGCUGUUAGAGCUUGUGAAUCAUUAAUCAACGCUCUGUCUGUCUAACCUCUCUAUGGGGUUGUGGAUCAAUAAUCAACGCUCUGUCUGUCUAACCUCUCUAUGGGGUUGUGGAUCAAUAAUCAACGCUCUGUCUGUCUAACCUCUCUAUGGGGUUGUGGAUCAAUAAUCAACGCUCUGUCUGUCUAACCUCUCUAUGGGGUUGUGGAUCAAUAAUCAACGCUCUGUCUGUCUAACCUCUCUAUGGGGUUGUGGAUCAAUAAUCAACGCUCUGUCUGUCUAACCUCUCUAUGGGGUUGUGGAUCAUUAAUCAACCUCUCUUUAUGGGGUUGUGGAUCAAUAAUCAACCUCUCUUUAUGGGGUUGUGGAUCAAUAAUCAACGCUCUGUCUGUCUAACCUCUCUAUGGGGUUGUGGAUCAAUAAUCAACGCUCUGUCUGUCUAACCUCUCUAUGGGGUUGUGGAUCAUUAAUCAACCUCUCUUUAUGGGGUUGUGGAUCAAUAAUCAACCUCUCUUUAUGGGGUUGUGGAUCAAUAAUCAACCCUCUGUCUGUCUAACCUCUCUAUGGGGUUGUGGAUCAAUAAUCAACCCUCUGUCUAACCUCUCUAUGGGGUUGUGGAUCAAUAAUCAACCUCUCUUUAUGGGGUUGUGGAUCAAUAAUCAACGCUCUGUCUGUCUAACCUCUCUAUGGGGUUGUGGAUCAAUAAUCAACCCUCUGUCUAACCUCUCUAUGGGGUUGUGGAUCAAUAAUCAACACUCAGUAUGUCUAACCUCUCUUUAUGGGGUUGUGGAUCAAUAAUCAACCUCUUUAUGGGGUUGUGGAUCAAUAAUCAACCUCUCUAUGGGGUUGUGGAUCAAUAAUCAACCCUCUGUCUGUCUAACCUCUCUAUGGGGUUGUGGAUCAAUAAUCAACGCUCUGUCUGUCUAACCUCUCUUUAUGGGGUUGUGGAUCAAUAAUCAACCUCUCUAUGGGGUUGUGGAUCAAUAAUCAACCCUCUGUCUGUCUAACCUCUCUAUGGGGUUGUGGAUCAAUAAUCAACGCUCUGUAUGUCUAACCUCUCUUUAUGGGGUUGUGGAUCAAUAAUCAACCUCUCUAUGGGGUUGUGGAUCAAUAAUCAACACUCAGUAUGUCUAACCUCUCUUUAUGGGGUUGUGGAUCAAUAAUCAACCUCUUUAUGGGGUUGUGGAUCAAUAAUCAACCUCUCUAUGGGGUUGUGGAUCAAUAAUCAACCCUCUGUCUGUCUAACCUCUCUAUGGGGUUGUGGAUCAAUAAUCAACGCUCUGUCUGUCUAACCUCUCUUUAUGGGGUUGUGGAUCAAUAAUCAAC
Molecule: messenger RNA, 2656 nt
Organism: Oncorhynchus nerka (sockeye salmon)
Lineage: Eukaryota; Metazoa; Chordata; Actinopteri; Salmoniformes; Salmonidae
Product: C-X-C chemokine receptor type 5
Biological process (GO): calcium-mediated signaling; immune response; cell chemotaxis
Cellular component (GO): external side of plasma membrane; membrane
Molecular function (GO): C-C chemokine receptor activity; C-C chemokine binding
Source: RefSeq, a predicted model, not a curated record